CAAUCUUGUUCAAAGUGUCGUUUUUCUCCAGUUCCUAUACUCAAAAUUCCCCAGACAACAGGAUCAGUUCAUAUUUUUAUCUUUCUAUUCUGGAGAAAGUCCACAUAACACAAAAUUAAACUUCUUAAAACCUCUGGAGGUUCAGAGAUAUGUUUAGACCCCUGCCCAGAAAAGAAAAGAAAAACACAUGCAGCUGUGUGAUGAAGGAUUCCUAUAUCUAAAUCGAAUGGUUGAAAAGAGCAUAGAAUAAAAUUUCCUUGGAUAUUUCUAAGAGAAAAUUCAGUAUGUGAAGUCAAGACAUGAUACAGCUAGAUAAAAAUGAAGCACGCAUUACAGCCUCCAUAUAUGUGAACCCAAUAGUGAUGGUUUCACUUAUUCAUGCUCCAAAAAUAUUCCCACCUGGAAGUGUUGAUGGGUCUCUCUAGGUCAGUGGUUCUCAACUUGAGGGUCCCCAGACGCUUUUGGCCCUCAACACCCAGAAAUCAUAACAGCUGGUAAACUGGCUGGGAUUUCUGGAAGUUGUAGGCCAAAAACAUCUGGGGACCUCAGAUUGAGAACCACUGCUCUAGGUCCUCCAGUGCAACUCUAUAAUAGGUUUCUGGCCCAAUUAUUGUCGAUAUAUAGAGUUUGCAGUUAUCCAUGGUUUCAAGUAUCUCUGAGGGUCUUGGAACGGUUCCCCAAUGAGAUUGUACAUUUCCUGCCUCCCAUUAUUGUCAUUAUUGCAAAAGAAGUCAGGCUUCAACAACAUACCAGUAAGUCACCUGUUCUGGGGGAGGGAAGUGGCAUGAAUAACACCCAGAUUUGACACAGAUUUUUUGGAAUGAUGGAUAUUUGAAAACUGUCUUCUAUUAUAUGCAUAUCUACCCUUCACCACUCAGUCAUAUGUUUUUUAUCAAUACAUUCAAAAUCUUGUUAGGCUGGGUUGCUGUGAGUUUUCCAGGCUGUAUGGCCGUGUUCCAGAAACAUUAUUUCCUGAUGUUUCACCCACAUCUAAGGCAGGCAUCCACAGAGGUUGUGAGGCCUGUUGGAAACUAAUCAAGUGGGGUUUAUAUAUCUGUGGAAAGUCCAGGUUGGGAGAAAGUACUCUUGACUAUUGGAGAGUGUGAGUGUGACUGUUUCAGUUGACCACCUUGAUCAACAUUGAAUAGCCUUACAGCUUCAAAGUCUGACUGUUUCCUGCCUGGGUGAAUCCUUUGUUGGGAAGUGAAUAAACAGCCUAUGCUUUCAGCAUACAGUUUUCAUAACCUUUAUUCAAAAUAUACAUCAGAACAAAGUCUGUGAUAACCACAGAAUUUAACAACUAAAAAGAAACUGGGGAAACAGCCUCCUUUUCAGUCCAGGCUGCAACGUUACUUGGAACCACUUUUAACAAGGAACUCCUGUCAUCACAGACAAAGGAAGCCACUUCUCUAUGUUUCUGAUGGUUUAAUGGAAGACAGAAUUGCUGCACGUAAACUUUUUUUAAAACCUUUUCUGAGUUCUGUGUGGUAUAUAGCAGUUUGCAAACUUCUACAACAGUUUUCUGCUUAUCUGAUACAACUACUACUUCAAUUAUACUGCAUUUUUUUUCUCUUGCCAGGAAAUGCCUGAGUUAAGAAGCAGAUAUUCACUACCGUAUUCACAAGGCCAUGUAUUUUGGCUGAUGUUCAGUAUCUUUUGAAUGAUGGUGAAUACAUCAAAAGUUCUGAUGGUCUUCUACAUGCUCUCCUGCAAGGUCCACCAAGUCCUUCUUUCUAACCAUUGUUCAAACACAAAGGAAGGUGUAAUAGUCUGUUAUGGACGUGUGUGGACAGAACCAGCGUCACUCAUUCAGAUGGGCCAAAAUGUUUCUGUUAAUUGCCAUUCUGAUAAAGACUUCUGUCAGAAUGGUAAACUGUACUUAAUCCUAAAUAAUGUCCGUGUCAAGGACCAGUCAUUGACAGUUAUAAACAAGACUGCAAUCCAACUUCAGCUUCAUGGGUAUCAGCAUCCAGUUUCUAUGGUCCAGUGUAAUGUUGAAUGCCCCAGAGGAGAUAAAUGGAUGAUAUGUGGAACACAAUUUUGUUUGGGCUAUCUACCAGACAAACCAGCCAAUUUGACUUGUGUCAUACACGAAUAUAUGGACAAUAUGACGUGUACUUGGGACCCAGGCAAGAACACACAUUUAGACACUAGCUACAAGUUAUAUUUGAACAGCUUACCACCAACACAGAACAAAACAUUUUCUGCAAAUAAUUCCUUUGUCAUCAUCCCCCUGAGUCAACUGCAAGAAAGUCAACAACUCUCUGUUUUGGUCCAUGUGGAAAAUGAUCUGGGCACAGUGUAUUCAGAUCCACUGCAUUUUGACCUCAAUGAUAUAGUGAUCCCAGCUACAUCUAUUGUUAUCCAAAAUACAACAAUAGAAUCUCCGGUGUUUAAGACUAUAAUAUGGUGGCAGAAACAAACUGCAAUCAAUGGAACUUACUGUGAAGAACGUUAUAAGGAAACAGCAAGUGAAAUGUGGCAUGUUAGAGAAUGGAAUUCUGAUUUUAAGACAGAACAUCUCAGUGAAUACAAUCUGGAGGCAAACACAAUGUAUGAGUUUCAAGUGAGAUGCAAAUUAACUCAUGACAGGGCUUUCUGGAGCAGAUGGAGUGAAUCCACGAUGUAUAUGACUCCAGAGGCAGAGCCAUCUUCAGUACUUGAUGUAUGGAGAUAUCUAGGAGCAACGUAUCAGAAUGGUAGCCAAGAGGUGACCAUCUUUAUCAAGCCAUUUCUUCCAAAAGAGAGCAGAGGAAGAAUUCUGCAUUACAGAGUGUACUAUGAAAAAGAAGGGAAAGAUGUGGAACUAUGUAAAACAACUAAAACAAUGUGCAAAGUCUUAGUUCCCUCAGCAGCGAGGGUUGUCUCUGUGACAGCACACAAUUCUAAAGGAAGUUCCAGACCUACAAAUAUCACUGUGCACCAACAGCACCAUGGUGACCAUGUUCUUCCACCCCCUACCAAUUUGAAGGUAGUUCAUGCUGACAAAAAAGGAUUUUUUGUUAGCUGGGAACCUCCUGAGUCUUAUGGAAAUGCAGUUUUGUGUUACAUAGUGGAGUGGACUUCAGUCCUCCUCAGUCAACACUAUCACAACGUUUUGUGGAGAAAAGUUCCCAGCCAGAACAAAACAACAUUUAUUGAAGAAGACUCAAGAAUAAAAAGGAAUGUCAACAUUUCAAUAUAUGCAGUGUAUCAAGAUGGCACCAGCAAAGCCUGCUCUGUUCAGAUACUGGAGAAAAAUGUUCAAGGCCGGCAUUUUGAUAAAGCUCCAAGAAGCUUUUCUACUGCUGCCAAUGAUGGAAAUGAUUAUGAUGUUGGAGUUAUGGUGGGAACUGGCUUUGGAGCUGCACUCUUAUCCAUCUUUAUUUUGGUUUUGAUUGCUAAGAAAUCCUACAGGAAAAGUGUUACUACAAUGUUGAGUUCAGUAACACCAAAAUGGCUUUAUGAAGAUUAUCCUAAAUUACAGAACAGCAGUGCGAUAAAGUCUCUUCAGAAGAAAAAUGGUUCGUUAACACACAUUUCGGCAGAGCUGUUCUCUGAUUACGAGGAUGCUGUGAUAACUAACGUGGAGGAGAUAUUAGUACCAAAGGAAUAUAAGACACAGGAUGACAGAAAAGAAAGCAAGGAAGCAGUUCCUCAGAAGGCUGAUGUUCCUGAAGAGACCUUAUUUGUUAGCAAUUCAGAUGUGAUAGAAGCAAAUGGGUACAAGCCUCAGGUUUCCAGCAAGGAACUAUCUGGAAAUAUACUCACCAGUACUAAUGAAAUACAUUCUCAAACCCCAGGUGCAAAUUUGGACUCUCCGUCUUUUCCCAUGAAUAGUCCUGUAAAAGAUUACGUAAAUCCUAUGGCCACCAUAUGGCCUGAUGAAAAUACACUUUUAUUUCAGAAAAUCAGCCUUGUUUUGAACAGUGGUAGAAGUGGGCAAAGCAAUGUGUUCAGCCCAGUAGAGGAAGAACCAAAUACACCAACAGCAAUGCAGUGGACUUGCCUGCUUUCAGAUGACAAUAUUCAAGAACAGACUUUCAUACCCGACGAACUGCUCACUUGCUUAAAAACAGUGGAUAAUGAUUCUACAGCUGUAAUGUCUUAUUUUCCUCAAAGUAUGGCAAAGUGAUUGUGUGAGCUGUAAGAAAGAAGGAUAGGAGCAUCUUGAAACAGUGGCAUAAAGCACCAGUUAUCAGUUCCAAGCAGAAUACCUCCGAUCUGGGUUUCUUGUCUUUGGUGAAAUCAAAAAGAUGGCACCAGCAGCAAUGACACUUAAAAGGUUCUCAAGCCAAUUUAUUCUGAUGUUAUGAGAAAUUUAUAUUUUGAAUUGGAAGGCUAGGGGAAGCCUGAAAGUCAUCUGGAAAAUUUCUGUUUAAAGACAAAGAAUUGAAUCUUCAAAAACAAAACGGAGAGGAGGGAACCAAAAAGCUGGUCAAAAUGGAUUAAGAGAGUUGGAUUUUAUCAGCUACUGGAGAGGAUGGAGUUAAGGCUGCAAUAUACCUGAGACAGGGGUCUGCUAUGGUGGGAUUAUUGCAGCAUCUUUUUCUCCCUCCCCAGCAGCAGCAGCAUCUGUCUAUUUCUUUUUGGAAAGUUUCCUAAGCUUCUCCUCCAGAGAGGGCCCUGCUGGAAACUUGCUUUCCCAGCAGCACUUGCAUGGGACAGGCAUUGAAAAGUCUGAGUUCCUCUUGGAGCAUGAUGGGGGUUGAAGUUUCUUCUCUCUCUCUCUCUCUCUCUCUCUCUCUCUCUCUCUCUCUCUCUCUCUCUCUCUGUUUCUCAGCCAAUAAAACGCCAAGUUGUGUCCAUGCUCUGAUUGGCUGAGAAUGGACACAACCAGCGACUACAAUUCUCAGAACCCUGUCUUGCGAUUUGUCUUAUUUUUAAAAAUGUUAUGAUAAAAACCUUAAAUGAUUUUUUAAAAAUCAGUAGAUUGGCAAAUUGUUUUUUAAACUUGGCAGGCCUGCAGUUGUAAAUGGGAUCUAAAACUGAAGUAGGUUUCAUGCAGAUAGGCCUUAAAAUGACUAAAAGUUUCCCAUUGUAGCCAAUGUGCAGAAUUUUUGCCGAACGAAAAUGGCAACACCCCUCCCAAUUUGAGUAACUUCCCGAUAAACUGAAAAUGGACGCCAAAAUGGCAUGCCUUUUGGCUGAAUUUGCAGUAGAAAAAUUCUUCAGAACUUGAACUGGGACAGCAAACUCCAUCCACCAUCAUCUUGUUGCUUCCCAACAUCUCUCAUCUGAGGCCACCAUCUUACUGCACCUAAUUUGAUACCAUCUUACCACAAAUCCUGUAUAAACUGAGACUUUACCAUUUCUAAUUCAGAAAAUUGGCGUGUUGCAGAAAACAAGUAGUACUCCAUAGCCCAUGUAAAUGAACCAGUCAUGAUUUUUCAUACCUUUUCCAUUCCAUUAGUCAGAAUGUAGACCGAAGUCAAGAAAUUAGAACACUGGGAUUUGGAAACGUAGAUAUGAAGGAAAUAGAAAGGAUUUUGAAGUGUAAAGAUAUCUUAUUGAAUUCUAAAGUUAGGAUUGUCCAUAUACUGUAUAUCUUAUUUCUGUGUAUGGCUGGGAAAGUUGGACAGUGAUGGAAGCUGCUAAGAAUAAAAUGGACAGUGAUGGAA
This is a messenger RNA of Anolis carolinensis (green anole), 5600 nucleotides long. RefSeq names its product interleukin 23 receptor (gene il23r). Gene Ontology annotation, cellular component: membrane. The record is from RefSeq and is a predicted model, not a curated record. The coding region runs from base 1661 to 4114 and encodes 817 amino acids. The transcript is spliced from 16 exons. Lineage: Eukaryota; Metazoa; Chordata; Lepidosauria; Squamata; Anolidae. Gene Ontology annotation, molecular function: cytokine receptor activity; protein binding.